Messenger RNA from Lindgomyces ingoldianus, 3330 nucleotides. RefSeq lists its product as uncharacterized. The transcript is spliced from 5 exons. Lineage: Eukaryota; Fungi; Ascomycota; Dothideomycetes; Pleosporales; Lindgomycetaceae. The record is from RefSeq and is a predicted model, not a curated record. The coding region runs from base 1 to 3330 and encodes 1109 amino acids.
AUGAAUCGAGCGGCCCAUAUCCUCCUCGCUUUUCUCCUGAUGCAUGCUCAGCUCAUCGACAGUGCCUCACCUCGCUCUCUUCUAUCGACUCACAUCCGCAGGGACGAUGACGGAAUUCCUCCCUCACCGCCUUGGGUGUACCCAAAUACUAUCAAACCUACACCGAAAUGCAUGGCGCUGACGCUGUCUGACGACUGUCCUUUCUCAACAUCCUCCUCCAUCAAAUCGUGCUCGGCCGAGAAGUGUACAAUGACAUUUAUCGGAUCAUGUAUGCAAAAGGGUACUCUGGUUGAUAAAAGUUGUUUCUGCACCGACAAGUUGAACGAGCGGAGUUGCUCAGCUUGCUCGGGCACGCGAACCCGUACCCAAUAUCUCUCAUGGCUGAACAGCACCUGUGGAGACAUCACGGGCUGGCAUGGACUUUCCAAAAAUUGGACAAGAUGGGAUCCUAAGCCGAACUCAUUUUGCAGGAACUUUAAUGAUUCCUUAUGGAAUCCCAAUAUCUACAACGCCACCGAAGCUGCAGCCGCAACUUUCCGAUAUGUCAACAAGACAUACUCUCCAUGGUUCAACCCUAAGUACUCUGCCGACAAGUACGACCCUUUACUAGACUCGGGAUUAUACCUGGACCUAAAUGCGUUUUGCAAAUCGGUAUAUCCUCCGAGCGAGGACUCUUGUGGCUCUGGUGGUCUCCAUUCAAGACUCCUCCUGUGGGCAAGCACGAAAUGUAAACCCCCUCAAGGUUUCGGUUGGACGGAGAAUUGGAAAGACGACCUUGCGAUCCUGAAUUCAAGCUUCGUGGAGAAGAGCACGCUACCAUCUCUAGUGAACACUCCAGGUUCACAAAGGUGCUCAAACCAUAUUAACACAACCAUGAGCAAGUGUAUAUCCCAACGCUGUAAGGAGAGUACUUGUGCUCAGAUUGUCGACGCGAUCGGGCUCUCCUGUUUCUGCAAGGAGAUGGAUCUGCCGGAAAAAUGCAAUCCUGUCGGUGUUGAACGAUCUGCGGAAUUCCUCUGGUUAAACAGCACUUGUGCGUCUGUGGCAGCAUUCCCAGGAUUACCGAAAGGGUGGGAGGAUAGUCUGCUGAAAAUGAACUCAACGUAUGGCGCUCCUACAAACUUCACCACCUGGCCUAAGUGCGCAAACGCCAAUAACUGCGGGACGAACUUGAAUACAAUAGUCACGAACUGUACACAGAACCUAUGCAAUAUUAAUCCUCAGACGGGACUAUGCACCUCGAUUUUGCCUGGCGUAAAUCCAGCUUGCUAUUGCUCCCCAAACUGCAAAUUGUCCUGGGAACGAGAGCAAUACCUGAACUGGAUGAAUACUACCUGUGGUCUUGUUUCUUCUUGGCAUGGACUACCGAGUAAUUGGGUUGACCUUCUUCUUGUCCAAGACUCCGAGCUUCUUCCUUGGAAUUGGCGCAUUCGGAUAUCAUAUCUAACAACUGGAUCAAAUAACUCCACAAGCUCCACAAGUCAAGGCCGGCAUUGUCCUUCUGCUUCGAGCAAGCUGGCAGCUUUUGCGGUAGUCAAUGUUGCAAUGCUUGUUCUCAUCCCGAUACUAGGCCGGCGCGAUGUGAUGAAGAAGAUUACUUUUGGCACUCUCGGUCACCGGGCAUCACUCAUGUGGCUUGUCACAGGACCAUUCACUGUGCUUCUCCACAUUGCAAGCAAUGCGAUCGCCGCUCUUAUAAUCAAGCGUACACCUGGGUUCGGUUCCGUUGAAAUUGGUCAACUUAUCUUACUUUGGUGUACCCGGCCGAGACUUGCUUGGAUGAUUGUUGCCCUAAUCCCUUUCCAAGCCUCGGAGGAAAUCUACUUUUCAGUUGCUUCCUCAACAAUGAUCGCAGAAGUAAUUCUCCAGACACUUGGGGGAUACUACAUGGGAGUUGCUACAAACUAUGCCCGACGUCAAAAGUUCUACCAACGGAGUCGCCUCGCAAAAACACCGAAGGGUAGAGACGCGAUGAUUAUGUACGCGGGUUCCAUCAUGUGGCUAAGUAUCAUCGUCAUCGCAAUCGCAACGUGCGUUUGGUCCCUGCUUGGGCUGAGUAAUUUCGUUGCCUCCGUCGCAUUCGCCAUUCGAGGUUUAGAUAGACAGGCUAGAAAACGUUCAAAGAUUGCGGAAUAUCAAGCGAAUCAGCUGGCUAGUCAGCAGAGCAUCUCUAGCACACGAUACAGGACCACUGGGCUUGAUAAAAAGUUUCCGAAUCUUGACAACGAGGCUGUUAGAAUGUGUAAGAGCAUUCAAAUGGACAUGAAUAACCUAAGUCGAUUCUGGAAGCGCGUUGAGACAUACGUAACAAAAGAUAUGAAGGCCAUGAGAGCCGCCCAGCGGACAGAACGAGCCCGAGAAAAGGGAAAGAGGAAAGGAAAUAGGACGCAAGGCCAGAAUUAUCCACAGGAUGAGAACUCUAUCAAUAACACAACGCGUACACUUGUGACAGAUUCUAUGGAUCAGGCUUACGCAACAUGGUACAACACUCCGGAAUCUCAACGUCUUAAGAUUCAUCGAUUGAAUGAGGUAUUUUCCGCUAAAGAGACUUGGGUACGGCAGAAUAAGACUGCCAUCUUGAAUGAACUGGAUGCAACGGAGCGUCGACUCCAGACAUACCGUGUAUCUCUUUCAGAAGUCGAUGCAGAAAUUAGAUGUCUAGACAACGUAAUCCGCCUUUUUGCAACAUCAGGCUUCCAGUCACGUUCACAUGAUGGAUAUUGGCGGGCCCGUCAAUGUGAUGAAGCUCAGUACCUAAACGCUCUUCUCGUUGCCGGAAAAGCUAAGGGAGAGCAGUAUUAUCCGCCAUACCCGAAAACAAAUUGGAAGCCCUCCCGGCGGGAAGUUGGCAUCCUGCAGUCAUUCAAGGACAAGAAACUGUCUUAUGCAAAACUACGGGCACAGCUCAUCGGCCCAUGUCUUCAGGCUGAGGAAGGAAACGAUCGCUCUCAGGUCACAUUAAAGAGGCUCGUUGAGAACGAACAGCUGUACUUGACAUGUCUAAAGGAGCUACGCGCCGUCGUACUUCCUCUGCCAGCUGCGUGUGCAACGUUUACCCGGGAUUGCAAAAUGCUCAUCUCCAUCUGGACAAAGCAAAAGGCCAAGAGAGAAGCCGAAAAAGUAGAAAAACAAGAUGGGAACUCCCUGCUAAAGAAAAUUGCUAUUCGAACCAUUGCGGGAAUGAUCGGGUGCUCUAUCGCCCAGUGGAUAUGGUGGGUUGGGUAUAUUAAGGUCGCCGGUGAUACGUACUGUCCGCCGAAGCUCGGAAAGAUUGCUGUUAUCUGGACCCUUUUCUCGCUUCUGGGUGGCAUGGUUGGGGGUAGCUUCUGA